Molecule: messenger RNA, 2812 nt
Organism: Ogataea polymorpha
Lineage: Eukaryota; Fungi; Ascomycota; Pichiomycetes; Pichiales; Pichiaceae
Exons: 1
Coding region: 1-840 (279 amino acids)
Source: RefSeq, a predicted model, not a curated record
AUGAAUAAAGUGCAAAAUUUCCAGCAUUUGGCUCGCCAUUAUGAGGGUAUUUCCCGCAUUGUGAGUGAUUGGGACGACACAAUUACAGCUAAAGACACCAUUGCGGUUAUAUUUGAUGUCCUUGGAAAAAAUCCCGAGUUUGGAUACGACUAUUUCUUUAAACUAUACAUGGACAGCUUUAACAGGUUUCAGAACGAAGUGUUGCCGGGAAAAUCGUAUAGUUUACGCGACUGUCUUGAACGGGAAAUAAUGUAUCAAAAAGCCAUCAAAGACAGCGAAAAAAGCUCCAUCAACGAAGCGGUUCGCCUAGCUGUUUUUCGAGGCAUAGGAAAGUCAACUUUUGAGAACUUGGUCAAUAAAAUACCCAUCAGAGCCGGAUUUGAGAAUUUCUACAACCACCUGUGCAACACUAAUAUGCAUUUCAGUGUUUUGAGCAUCAAUUGGACUGGAUUGAUGAUCGCCAAGUAUUUUGCAUCAUUCAAAAAACAGCCGGAUCAGAUACUAGUCAACGAGUUUGAGUUUGAUUCUAACGGUAUAUGCACAGGAAAUGUCGUGACAGACAUAGACAUUCGCACAGGCUACGAUAAAUUGGUACUCACCAAGGAACUCGUUGGGAAUGAUCGAGCCAUGUACGUGGGCGACUCCUCCACAGACGUCUUGAGCAUGAUUUACUGUGAUAAAGCCAUUAUUAUCAAGGGUGGCUCGGCUAGUAAGGCGCUUUGUCGGCUUGGCUACAAGGUGUACAAUAUCAACGACGAGAUUAGCGAGAGAGAGGCCAAAUUUGUCAAAUAUCUUGAAAUCGACGAUUGGAACGAUCUGCUACAAAUUUUGAAAAACUAAUAUAUCUGAAUUAUGACUUGCUUCUAUUAAUUUGUGGUGCUUUUCAGAAAUUCCAGAUGCUCUUUGAUUUCAGUGCAAAGCUCGUCAUGAUCUAUAUCGCGGUCAGAAAAAAGCUUUGGAUGCAAAUUAAGGUCACAGAUGUAAAAUUUCAUGUUCUCCCAUUGGACCCGUUCAAAAUCAAAGCCCAGUGCUUCCAGAUACUCUGUUCCAUAGAGUCGCUCACGCUUACCUGUUUCGGGGUCGUAGAUGACCUCAUCCACUUUAAGAGACCAUGGAUCGAGCUUUGGGAAGUUGGAGUGCAAGAAAAGCAGUUUGGGAACUUCAUCCACAUGCUCAAAGCUAUUCUCGUAUUUUUUGUACAGUUUGUAAUCCUCGUGACAGUUGAACUGUCCCAUCGCACUUCCUGUAAAUUCAUCAUUGGCCCAUCUUCCAAUACUCUUGAUGAUUUUCUUGACCUGGUAAAAUGACUUUUUCAGCACAUGAGCAGCAGCAAUAAAUGUCUCCUUGUCUCCUUCGCCAUCUGAUCCUUGCGAAAGAAGAGGAUAGUAAUGGUUUGGACCAUACAUGUUGUAGUAGAGUGCAAGAAGCAUGACCUUCGAAUGUGUCUUUUUGGAAAGCAUUAGUUGACCAGACUCGCUCGAAGGAUCCGGGAUGGCUCCUUUGAGUUGAUGCAAAGGAGGAGCCUGGUCUGGCGGAGAAUUGGGAGUUGUAUAUUUUCCAUACUCUUGGAACCCAUGACUGACUCUGUGGCCCUCAUCGAUUUCGAUGUUGACGAUGUCGUAAAAUGCAGGAGAAGUAGACCGUUUCCAAUAAUCGGGCCAGAUGACCAUACCCGUGCUGGUGAAUGGCUCCGUCUCGAACAAGUGGUCUGGCGCAUGCAAAGGUGUAUUAUCUGCGUCUAGCAGCAGGACAUUCUCAAAGCUCGAUAGCAUUAGUGCCAGGGCCUUGUAUUGAUAUCCGAAAAAUGAGAAUCUUUCACUGAUUUGCUCUCCCAGCUGCUUGGGCAUGUAUAUACAUUUGGCAUUCAGAGCUGGGAAGAUCGUGGUACACAAAUCAACUUCGUAUUCAUCCAGUUUCGGGAUCAGAAUUUCAACGGGUAACUUGGACCCGACAGACCUAAGGGUUUUAAUUGAAAGCAAAGCCAGCCAGUUGAACUUUCCUCCUCCAACGUACACCACGCCGUUUCCGGAGUAAAGACCAAUAGGAUACGUCUCCGGGAGAUUUCUAGUGACAAAUGAAUGGCUUUUCUUCAUUGAGUUUAUCUCACUUCGACUUAGCUGCAAGAACCGGGAAAGAUAUUCUUUUGACAACGAUGGGCCAUCGCCCAUCACUUCGUAGCCUGCGUGGUAUAUUCUUUCCGUGGACUUGUACUUCGUAAGAGGCGACACCCUGGGCUUGCCUUUGUCCAACACGUUGAACACAGACUUGAAGAACGUAUGGCCUAGUUCCAACCUGAGGCCCCUUGGGUCAUCAGGAGAUGGCUGGUUGAUGACUCGCAUCUUCUCGCGGUCCUCGACACUAAGGUUGUCAUAGACACUCUCACGAGUUUUCUUUUUUUGGGCCAACAACUCCUUGGCAGUUUUCUUGGAAGUCGGCCUCUGAGCCAAGUCGUUGUUCACAACAAUUGCACUGCUCCCAGCUACCCUUUCAUCAUUCUCCAGAAAAAACGAUCGUACCACAAGGAACAAGAGCAUAAAUGCAGCACAUGCAAGUAUGAGGGAAAUGCGAACUCUUUGUUUUGUUCGAUAUUUGAGGUUCAGCUUGGUUAUCCACAUCGAUUGCUAUUUCAUAUACCAUCCAACUAAUUAACUUGACAGUUAUCUGACACCUUAUUAUACACAGCUCACUCCCAGAAACACAAUUGGAAAAAGUAAGAGCAACUGCUAUUUGGAUGUCUGUCUUUUGUUCCCAAUCGUUUUGGUGCUUGACUCCUGCUGCGUACCUUUUCCGUCUUAAAGUUGAUGUCUCUCUG